CGGAGCCUGCUCCCCGGGGCAGCCUCCCCGGCAAUUUUCGAAAGAUCUCCAAGCCACUGAUGGAGAAAAAGCGACGGGCACGCAUCAAUGUGUCACUGGAGCAGCUGAAGUCGCUGCUGGAGAAACACUACUCGCACCAGAUCCGGAAGCGCAAGUUGGAGAAGGCCGACAUCCUGGAGUUGAGCGUGAAGUACAUGAGAAGCCUUCAGAACUCCUUGCAAGGGCUCUGGCCUGUGCCCAGCGGAGCCGAGCACCCGUCGGGCUUCCGCAGCUGCCUGCCCGGCGUGAGCCAGCUCCUUCGGCGCGGAGAUGAGGUCAGCGGCGGCCUGCUCUACCCCCUGGUGUCCGAGCGGGCCGCCGGCAGCACCAUGGACAGCGCCGGGCUGGGCCAGGAGGCGCCCGCGCUGUGCGGCCCCUGCACCCCCGCCGUCUGGGCUCCUGCUCCGGCCGCCAGCGGCCCGCGGUCCCCACCACCCCCGCUCCUCCUCCCCGGAGGUCUCCCCGGCUCGUCCGCCAGCGUUCCCCCGCCGCAGCCAGCGUCGAGUCGCUGCGCCGAGAGCCCUGGGCUGGGCCUGCGCGUGUGGCGGCCCUGGUGAAGCCCCGGGGAUGGCCUGAACUGAAGGCGCUCCCUAUUUGGUCUCGCGACACAGGGACUAUUUUCAGCACGCCCACAGUGACUGCCGGGACC
This is a messenger RNA of Piliocolobus tephrosceles (Ugandan red Colobus), 688 nucleotides long. RefSeq names its product hes family bHLH transcription factor 3 (gene HES3). The coding region runs from base 60 to 596 and encodes 178 amino acids. The record is from RefSeq and is a predicted model, not a curated record. Gene Ontology annotation, molecular function: protein dimerization activity. Lineage: Eukaryota; Metazoa; Chordata; Mammalia; Primates; Cercopithecidae. The transcript has 4 exons.